CAUCCAAGCAAAGUUCUCAUUUCAAGUGUAAUCACUCUCUUUGCUUUUCCCACACAACCUAUAUAAAUAAUUAAAAAAAUAAUUGAGAUAAUAGCACAAGCACUUUCAAACUCUCAAAAGCAGGAGUAGUGGCAAGGGAUCAGCACUUUAGGACAUAAAACCACAGUAAGCUGAAUCAUCACACCCACUCUGGCAUGUUUAUGAGAAGUCUAAGUUGCCAUAAGACAAGUAUGAACUGGUUUAGGGCAAGUGAGAGUCUGGUUUCCAUUCCCCUACAGUAGUAGAACCCUAAAAACAAGCUUCAGUUCCUGCUACCCCUGUGCAGCCUGUAACACUCCUCCACAAAGACUUUCAUGAAUCUUGAGCCAUUCUGUUGAAAUCAACAGCUUUUAGAGUAACCACGUUCACUUUUGUCUGCCAGCCAGAUUUGCUGCUCCCUGUGGGAAAGAGUGGGGAUGUUUUCUGGAGUUGGUUACGCUCCCCAACUCUGAGGGCCAGCCUUGCCCCGUCGCUGGUGACACUGGGAGCUGCUGAGCCACUGGAGAUGGGUGCAGGGAAGGCAUGCUGCUCCCGUGCCCUGCUCCCCCACGUGUGACCUUCUGUAGAUGAGGCCUGGCCCCUCUCAGGGGCUGAGGAGCACACUGGAGGUCCGACACAUUUUUGUGGAGUACCUGCAGCAGUGCCUCCAGGCAGCCAGAGCCCAAGCACUGCCAGGACACUUCCCUGGCCCUCCCGUGGCCUUUAGCAGUCUUUGGGGCAAGUUCAAGAAACUAGCGAUGGAAGCACACAAACGAGAGGAGCACUGUGUUGUUGUGCCAGACAAGAGAUUAAAUGGAGCCAAAGGUGAAGAGAAAGCCCAUCCACAAACAGUGCCGCAGGGGCGUUACUGCCACACCGCCAGCCAAGAGCAAUUUGGCUUCACUGCCUCGGUCAAUGCUCUGAGCGAGAUGCAGAAGAGCUGUUGUGUUUCUGCGAUGGUUACCCAGUUAUUGAGGGGCCGCUUCCAGGCUGGUGAUGAGCACUUGCAGAGACCACGUUCGCUGUGCCAGCCAUGGAGGGCUGUUGUCUUGUGUGCUUAUCUGGACAUGGGAGGCAUUGAUCUCAGGGAUCGGUCUGUGAUUGAGCUGGGAGCUGGAACUGGAUUGCUGGGAAUAGUGGCCACAUUAUUAGGUGCUCGUGUUACCAUCACAGACAGGGCGGCAGCACUGGAGCUCCUGGAGUCAAACGUACAGGCUAACUUACCUUCUGAACUACAUCCGAGAGCUGUGGUGAAGGAACUGACUUGGGGAAAAGACCUGGGUAACUUCCCUCCAGGAGCAUUUGACUUCAUCCUGGGUGCAGACAUCGUUUAUCUGGAAGAAACUUUCGCAGAACUGCUUCAGACGCUGGAGCACCUGUGCUCAGAGCAAACUGUGAUUCUGCUUUCCUGUCGUAUCCGCUAUGAACGGGAUCACAAAUUCCUGAAGAUGCUGAGAGGCCGGUUCUCUGUAUAUGAGGUCCACUAUGAUUCCAGUAAGGAUGUUCAUAUCUACAAAGCACAGAGGGGAAGUCGCAAGGAUGACUUUUGAUCUGUGCUUUGUUAGUAAACCACUGAUGCUGUUCAAUCCUUCCCUUACUUCUACUCAAUAUACUUGUUCCUAAGCA
Messenger RNA from Tyto alba (common barn owl), 1644 nucleotides. It is a transcript of the gene METTL21A, whose product is annotated as methyltransferase 21A, HSPA lysine. The transcript has 3 exons. Gene Ontology annotation, biological process: peptidyl-lysine methylation. Lineage: Eukaryota; Metazoa; Chordata; Aves; Strigiformes; Tytonidae. Bases 606 to 1568 code for a protein of 320 amino acids. The record is from RefSeq and is a predicted model, not a curated record. Gene Ontology annotation, molecular function: protein-lysine N-methyltransferase activity. Gene Ontology annotation, cellular component: cytosol; cytoplasm.